Schistocerca gregaria is the source of this 1924-nucleotide messenger RNA. It is a transcript of the gene bys, whose product is annotated as bystin. Lineage: Eukaryota; Metazoa; Arthropoda; Insecta; Orthoptera; Acrididae. The coding region runs from base 530 to 1798 and encodes 422 amino acids. Gene Ontology annotation, biological process: rRNA processing. Gene Ontology annotation, cellular component: preribosome, small subunit precursor; nucleolus; cytoplasm. Gene Ontology annotation, molecular function: snoRNA binding. The record is from RefSeq and is a predicted model, not a curated record. The transcript has 7 exons.
AAACACGUAUCAAAAAUUAGCUUUUCGUGUCGUCGUAAAGCAUAUCUAAUGAUUGACACAGAUUUGCGGUACCUACUCAAUGUUUUAUUACCUGCACUUACAAUUAACCCAUUCUGAUAAUAUUAUUCUGCCUAGCCUCUCCAGAAAGAUCUCGACUACAUCAUUUUAAACAAUAAUUUAUUUGAAAAAUAGUAUUACUUUACAAGUAUGAUGUUUUACAAACGAAAUGGGUUUUUCAUUAGAAGUGACACGAAAGACUAAAUAAUCACGAAUUAGGAAAGCUCAUAAUACCAAAUUGUCACUUAUAUAUUUUCCUGCGAUAUUUUUACGUUGUUACAUAGCCAACUGCACUGCCAAGUCGACAGUGGUUGUAGAAAAACAUUGUGUGCUCUGCAAAGACACAUAUUAAUAUAGAUAUGACUAGUGGUUUGUUUUUCUAAUGAUGUUUGACAAAGACAGUGUAAACAACGUGUGUGUUGUGAUCCAUGUGGAAUAAGGAAACGUGUGUUGUUGGAAUAAACAUAAUAGCAUGGGUAAAGCCAAGAAAAUAAAACUUGGGAGAAGAGCUCCGAAGGUAGCUUUAGACAAGCAAAUUGAAGAGGACCAGUUUGCUAAACCAAGUAACCGCACGAAAAGUAGGAUUCGGAAGGACGAAGACGACAAUUUUGUUGAAGCUAAUCUGUCACAGAAAAUUCUUCAACAAGCCCGAGAACAGCAACAAGAGCUUGAAGAAGAUGCUGGGACUGCAUCAAAGAAAAAUCCUAUUUUGCCAAAACUUGGAAAUGAUGCAACAGGAGAAUCAGCUGAUGAAAUUGACUCUGAUGAUGACUUGUCUGUGGCAGAUUAUUCAGAGAUAAAAGUGGAUGAAAAUGAUGUUGAAGAUUACGAGAGAUUUAUGAACAAAAAUCCAGAGCCACAACGCACACUAGGUGAUGUAAUUGCAGAAACAAUAGCUCAGAAGCAAACUGAGCUGCAGACCCAGUUCUCUGAUGCAGGAAGUAUUCUUAUGCAAGAUCUAGACCCAAGACUCAAACAGAUGUAUGAAGGUGUAAGGGAUGUGCUUUCCAAAUACCGUUCUGGAAAGCUCCCCAAAGCGUUCAAGAUAAUACCUCAUCUUCGGAACUGGGAACAAAUACUUUAUAUAACAGAUCCACCAAAGUGGAGUGCUGCAGCCAUGUACCAAGCAACUCGAAUAUUUGCUUCGAAUUUGAAGGAGAAAAUGGCACAACGUUUCUACAAUUUGGUCUUGCUACCUCGCAUUCGUGAUGACAUAUGUGAAUACAAACGGUUGAAUUUCCAUUUAUAUCAAGCUUUGAGAAAGGCCUUAUUUAAACCUGGAGCUUUUAUGAAAGGCAUGCUUUUGCCUUUGUGUGAGAGUGGAACGUGCACCUUGAGGGAAGCCAUAAUAUUCGGCUCUGUUAUAGCUCGUAAUUCAAUACCUAUACUGCAUUCUUCAGCAGCUAUUCUUAAGAUUGCAGAAAUGGAUUACAAUGGUGCCAAUUCCAUAUUUUUAAGAAUAUUUUUGGAUAAAAAGUAUGCUUUACCAUACAGAGUUGUUGAUGCUGUUGUAUUUCACUUCCUAAGGUUUGAGCGUGAUCGCCGUGAGCUUCCAGUUCUAUGGCAUCAAGCUCUGCUAACUUUUGUUCAACGCUAUAAAGGAGACAUAAGCUCAGAACAAAAAGCAGCUCUUCUUGGGCUGCUACGAUAUCAAAGUCAUCAGAGUAUCACUCCUGAAGUGCGGCGGGAACUUCAAGCUGCCCGCUGCCGUGAUGAAGAGGUGGCAGAACCUAUGCUGUAGAACUGGACUUCACAACUGCUGUUGUUUGCUGUAUAAGUUCCGGAAUUAUAAUACAACUGUAUACAUUGUACAUAAGUUUUCUCAUUAAAUGGGGCAUUUUUUCAAAAAUGCCAAAUCAAUGAAAUA